AGCAACUUGGCAACACGUAAUUAAGAGUCUGGUUGACAACGUUGUUCACAGAUUUGGUUAUUUAUCGGUAUAUUUUUUUCAAAUAGACCAAGGUCACGUUCACUAGCAGGUCCAGUUAGUAAGAAUUUAAGUGAGUUCAGAGAAACCUGAUUAUUUCAAGAUGUCUGACAGGAAAGCGGUGAUCAAGAACGCCGACAUGUCGGAGGACAUGCAACAGGACUCUGUGGACUGCGCCACCCAGGCCCUCGAGAAGUACAACAUCGAGAAGGACAUUGCCGCCUUCAUCAAGAAAGAGUUCGACAAGAAGUACAACCCAACAUGGCACUGCAUUGUGGGAAGGAACUUCGGAAGCUACGUCACCCACGAAACGAAGCAUUUCAUUUACUUCUACCUUGGACAAGUGGCCAUUUUGUUAUUCAAAUCGGGUUGAACUUUGAAGAAAAGAAAAAGACAUGUAGUCAUACGAAAGAAAAAAAAAGGAAGUCCCAAUUCCAUCAGUAUUAAUUAUAUCAAAGUGUAUUAUGUGAUUAAAUGUCUAAACGGAUCUAUGGAUAGGAAACUACUGCAAUAAUUUUUAGCCAAUAAAGGCAAGGUGCUAUGAA
Messenger RNA from Gigantopelta aegis, 602 nucleotides. Its product is annotated as dynein light chain 2, cytoplasmic. The transcript is spliced from 2 exons. The record is from RefSeq and is a predicted model, not a curated record. Gene Ontology annotation, biological process: microtubule-based process; cilium assembly. Gene Ontology annotation, cellular component: cytoplasmic dynein complex. Lineage: Eukaryota; Metazoa; Mollusca; Gastropoda; Neomphalida; Peltospiridae. The coding region runs from base 161 to 430 and encodes 89 amino acids. Gene Ontology annotation, molecular function: dynein light intermediate chain binding; dynein intermediate chain binding.